This is a messenger RNA of Symbiodinium sp. CCMP2456, 1044 nucleotides long. The record is from the annotation of a GenBank genome assembly. Lineage: Eukaryota; Dinophyceae; Suessiales; Symbiodiniaceae.
AUGGCCGCUGAAGGUCUCUUCAUCAGUUUGGCUAUCCACCUCGAGGAGGCAGAUACGGACAUUCGCUGGUCUUGGGCAGAGGCAGGCGCCUAUAUCGCAGAGAUCCUGGGUGACAUGUCUGAAACAGAUGAUCGUGUGAAAUCCCGUCUUGCGGAUGCAGCCAAGCAACAUAGUGACCAUGUUCGUGUGACAACGGGCAACAAAGUCUGGCGUGCGCACUGGACACGUAGAGUUGCAGAUAUGUUAGCGCAACUUCGGAAGAGUUGGGAAAAUGAGCAAUGUGGCAAGACUCUUUCCAAGCUCUUCCUGACUGAGUGCGACACACCAAUGCCGUCUUCUGUGGGAGUCUGCUUCAAGGACGUCUAUCUCAACGACAACUGGGAUGUCGUGCCGAAGUCUCCACAGGCCAAUUGCUAUCUCAAGCUGGACUAUGUGUUCUUCUAUGAGAGUGAGUGCUUGCAAAUGAUCCAUGAUCUUAAGAACGUUCACGAGGACUUAGAAAGAGAUACACAGUGGUUGUCAGUAUGCCUUUCCGGUGGCAACCUCGCUCCACCGGGUAGUCUGAACGACAAUGUGGAGCAAUACAAUCAGCUCAUUUCGGCCGUGCAUGCUUCGACGCCCAAUGUGCGGCAAGUGAAGCAAUAUCUUAUCCAGAAAGUCGAUGCUCUUCCAGGCUGUGUGAUGUCUUCCAAAGGCAAGCGAACCAAGAUGAUGAACUUCAUCGAGGCUCUUGAUUCCAGUGAGUUCGUUCUGUUCAAACAGGUUGAUGCGCACACCUUUCACAAGCUCCUGGUGGACUGGGCAAAGCUUUCCGAAUGCAUGCAGUCGCAUGGGGGAGUAGAUGUUUUCGGCGGAUGGGUGGAUUGGGGGUGUCCUUUUGAGCACAUGCACACCCAGGAAAAGUGGGAUGGUUCUGCGUUCGAGGAACAACGACGUAUCAUGCUGCGCCAUCGCACACCUGCGGGGGAUGUCGCUGCAGUAGGCCGCACUACGCAAUGCAUUGUCUCCGAGACUGUGGAUCUUCAAGCACUCCAGCAGUACGCC